Annulohypoxylon truncatum is the source of this 2726-nucleotide messenger RNA. Its product is annotated as DUF1604-domain-containing protein. Gene Ontology annotation, cellular component: nucleus. Gene Ontology annotation, molecular function: RNA binding. The transcript has a single exon. The coding region runs from base 243 to 2522 and encodes 759 amino acids. Lineage: Eukaryota; Fungi; Ascomycota; Sordariomycetes; Xylariales; Hypoxylaceae. Gene Ontology annotation, biological process: mRNA processing. The record is from RefSeq and is a predicted model, not a curated record.
GUAACCCAGCCAAAAGGUACCUAGGUACCUAUGUGGGUACUGGACCAGGUUCUUAAUAGCUUAGGUGAACGUAUUCAAUUCUUAUCGAUAAGGAACAUUCAUUCCCAGCUUCAUGAUCCAAGAGCUUUCGAACUACUUCAGACAAACGGUUUAUACACAUUCUAAUACCCAAAAUCCGGACAAAACUGCGAAGUCGCGCCAGUGAUACUGCCUCCAACUUGCGGAUUGUGGAAAAACCGCCCAUGUCACAAAAGCGAUCCCGCAAAUCCUUCGAAGACGAGUUCCAAGACCAAGAGUCGUACGUCGUCUACGGCACCCCCCUACCGCCCCUCGACCCCGACGUCCGCGACGACGGCUCCUACGUCCCGGUAUGGAAGCAGGAAGUGCGGGAUGAGCGCGGCCGCAAGCGCCUCCACGGCGCCUUUACCGGCGGCUGGAGCGCGGGCUACUUCAACACCGUCGGGUCUAAGGAGGGCUGGACGCCGUCUACCUUCGUCUCGUCGCGCGUGAACCGCCGGAAGGACGAUGCGGCGGCUAAGCAGCAGAGGCCGGAGGACUUUAUGGACGAGGAGGACCUCGCCGACGCGGAAGAGGCGAGGAAACUUCAGACUGCGCAGGGGUUCGCCGGGCUAGGGUCUACGGAUGAAGAUGGGCUUGCUCAGCGGGGAGGGCUUACGGAUCUGUUCCGGGUGAAGGGGGAUACGAUGGGAAAGAAACUUUUAAGGAAGAUGGGUUGGAAGGAUGGCCAAGGAAUUGGACCGAAAGUCCGUCGGAAAGCUCGGCUUGAGGUUGGCGGCGGCAAAUCAGGCGGCACGGUUCAGGACGGGGGCGAGACGUAUCUCUUCGCGCCGGAUAACGUAUCCAUGAUCUCGUUCAACAAGAAAUUAGAUCGAAAGGGACUAGGCCACAGGGGAGAAUCGCGAUUGGCACCAAUGAGAAGCAACACACGAACGGAAGCCGGUUCAAGCUCUGAUGAGGACUCGCGAAACGGACCUUUAAUACGCCCCAACGCGCUGAAAAAGAAGAAACCGAGCAAAUUCGGUAAAGGCGGGAUAGGCAUUGGCGUCCUCAACGAUACGGGAUCCGACGACGAGGAUCCGUACGAAAUCGGGCCGCGCAUAUCGUAUAACCGGGUCAUAGGGGGCGACAAAAAGAAAAAGAAAGCAGCAAGCACUACGACAUCGGCCAACCCGGCGCUCCGCUCCGCACCAGUCUUCAUAUCCCGCAAGCACGCCCUCGCCCAAGCGGGCAAGAACCUGCGAAAAUGCCACGACGGCCGCCUCCCCCUCGACGGCUUCGUCUUCGGCACGCGGACAGACGACCUAGCAUCCUCCAUCAACUCGGAAGUCAACAAGUACCCGCCGCCCACGAUCCCGCCGGACUGGAAGCCUAGCAAGCAACGCCAGCCCGACGACGCCUCCUCCGCAUCAAACCCGAACUACGUCUCCACCGCCGACGCGGCCCGCGCCUCGAAUCUAGACCCGCGCUCCCGCGCCGCGCUGCUAGGCGAGGCCCAGCUCCAAGGGAAAUCCGUCUUCGACUUCCUCUCAGCAUCAGCGCGCGAGCGGCUCGCCUCCGCGACAGGGAAGCCAAACUUACCCCCGGCUCUCGGCGAGAUCCCAGCCGGCUUCGCGCUGAGCGACGCGGAGAGAAGGCAGCAGCUCCUGCGCCGGGUCCCGGAGCUCGACAAGGCGACGGCGGCGGCGGCGAUCGCGCGAGGCGCUUCGGGCGGCGGGUCCGCGCCGUACGCGGAUGAUGAAGCGAAGAGGGGACGGUACAGGAGGUACCUCGAGUGGGCGGCGGGUUUCGCGGCAGAGCCUCCUGCUAAGGCGCCCGACGUCUCGGAGGAGGAUUACCUCCGCGAACUCCACGAGUUUCGGAAGUGCGCGCUGAUUUUUAAGCCUAUGACCGGCGCUAUGGCGUCGCGGUUCACGACGUCGACAUCCGCGUCUGGCUUGAAGGGGAAUGGAAACGGGAACGGGAGCGGGGCUGAUGGGAAUACGGAUCUGGUCUCGAGGCCGCCGCCUAAGCCGGCGGAUCCCGCGGAGCAGGCCGCGCGCUUGGGCAUGUACGGCUCGAUGACGCGGAGCACGGCGGACUUCUACCCGACGAGGUUGCUGUGCAAGAGGUUCAACGUCAAGCCGCCCGCGCACGUGCAGCCGGAUCAGGAGCAGGAGGGCGCGGGUGCGGGUGUAAGUGGGAAUACGGCGAAAAGCAAGGCUGCGGAUCCGUUUAGGACGUUUAGUUCCGGGGGCGUGUAUUCGGAGAGCGCGAUGACGCUGGAUGAGCUUGUGAGGUCGGCGCAGACGCAAACGCAGGCACAAGGAGCCGGGGGUUCGGCGGCGGGUGAUGGCGGAGAAGUAUCAGCAUCGACGACGUCUAAAGCGCCGGAAGUACCGCCUCAACCGCAAGCGACGGCGGUCGUGGUGAACGCGGAAGUUAACGAGGUGUUGGAAGGGAAGCGAGCGGAGGACGAUGUCCUAAAAGCUAUAUUUGGUGAUAGCAGUGAUGACGAGGACUAGGUGCGAGGACUAUAAAAGUAUUGGAGUAUAAAGCAUGUAUAUUUAAAGAUCGUUGGAUGCUCGCAAUUGUUAUACCCUUAUUGAAUACCAAUAUUUAACGCUAUAGCAAGUCAUACUCAUAGGUAGUAUGUGGGAAGCAACUGACCGACUCCUUUAUAUGUACGGCUUACAACCUUCUAAUGUCUUAGUCUAGAAACCGGUGAA